UCAGUUGCAACUCUCUUUCUUUCUUUUUUCUCUCUCUCUCUCCAAUUAUUUCUUUUUCCAUCUCAAAGAUCAGUCUAAAUAAUCUGUUCAAACAGUACACAAACACACUCUCUUUUUUUUAAGAUGCGCUUCUUUCUUCACUGUGUUCAACUUGAAACUGUUUAGAGCUUUUAAGAAAAAAGAAAAAAAAACCAGUACUUUGUCAUUUCACUUAAUUGAUUAAACUCAUUUGCCAUUUAACUUAUAUUGCCUUAUGGAGUUUCUUUAGAUUGUUAGUGUUUCUUGGUGUGUGUCUUCAAUAUGGAUUUUGGGAUUUUGGGUUUGGAUGGUCUUGUGGUGGGUCCUGAAAAUGGAGCUCCAUCUUCAGUUUCAGUUUCAGUACCACCUGAGUCUGUGACAAAGUUUGUUGUUGGAUCUAGAUUCUCUAAGCAAGAAAGAUCCGGCUCUGGUGAAGAUGACCGGGGAACUUUAAAAAUACCCAAAACUGGUGACUUCUCUUUAGCUUCCAAGGCAAUGUCAUUGCAACAAGGCAUUCCUUUGUUAAGAUCUAAUCCUAUUUUUUCGGCUUCUGCUGACACUUCUCGUCAACCAGGACAAAUGCUCAGCUUUUGUUCAAACAAACCAGAAAUUGCUUUAUUCAAUAGAAGUACUAAUUCGUUUCUUGAGAGAAGCCCGCAACCCACUGUGUUACCUUACUACCACCGCACACCUCCUGCUUAUCCUAGACCUGCAGGUUAUGGUUCUGGAAGUUUGAAUGUAGGCAUGCAUGGGGAUUUUCAUGGGGUUAAAGGACCAUUCACUCCUUCUCAGUGGAUUGAACUAGAACACCAGGCCUGGAUCUACAAGUACAUCAGUGCAAAUGUGCCUGUACCACCCAAUUUGCUCAUCCCCAUCAGAAAGUCCGUCCAACCAUUGGGCAUGCCUUACUCAUCUACUGGAUCCUUUUCUCCCAGUUCAUAUGGAUGGGGGUCUUUCCAUCUAGGCUAUGCUACCAGCACUGAUCCUGAGCCAGGUAGGUGUAGGCGAACGGAUGGAAAGAAAUGGCGGUGCUCAAGGGAUGCUGUUGCUGACCAAAAGUAUUGUGAAAGGCACAUAAACAGGGGCCGCCAUCGUUCAAGAAAGCCUGUGGAAGGCCAGACCGGCCAUGCAGCCUCUGGGACCACUAAUUUGAAGGUGGUGCCAAUGACUUCUUCCGUGUCAACAUCUGUGAUAACCAGUGAUGGUGCAUCCAACAGUCUAGCCAUCACCCAGCACCAGUUCAAAAACUUACAACCUGGUGCCGCCAAACCUUCUGUGGAUGCCCUUGUCAGCAGAGUGCAAGGUUCAAAGAGUGGCUCCAUGAUGUCUUCCACCACCAACCUGAAAUCUAAUGAAUCUACUUUCCCUGUUCCGAAACAAGAUAUUCCAUUUGAAGAAUCCUCUCAAUCUGUGUUUGGAUUUCUUUGCUCUGACUCCCUCCUUAAUCCUUCUCAGAGGAGCUCGUAUUCGAAUUCCAAAAACUAUAGUGGGUCUUUCCUAGACUUUAAUGACCAUGAAACCCAAGAUCAAAAUCCUCUUCGGAAAUUCAUGGAUGACUGGCCCAAGGAUGAGUCUAAUCGUUCCAUACUUACUUGGCCUGAAGAGCUUAAAUCAGAUUGGACCCAACUAUCAAUGUCAAUUCCUAUAGCUCCAGAAUUCUCAUCAUCAUCCUCUCCCAAUCGUGAGAAACUGACUCUAUCACCGCUUAGGUUAUCUCGUGAGUUUGAUUCUAGCCAAGUGGGUUUGGGGUUAAGCAAUGAUCUCAGUGAGCCAACCCAAAAGCUAACAAACUGGAUACCGAAGUCUUGGGGAACUUCGAUGGGUGGUCCUUUAGGUGAGGCCUUAACCAAUACCACUAACAAUGUGGGUACCUGCAAGAGUUCAUCUCUUAACCUGGGAACUGAAGGGUGGGACAGCAGCCAACAGUUGGGAACUUCUCCGACAGGUGUCUUGCAAAAGUCAACUUUCUGUUCACUUUCAAAUAGUAGUUCAGGGAGCAGUUCAAUGGCUGAUAACAAAAAGACACAUGAUGGAGUUAGCAUCGGCGAUGGCUCAACCCUUCUAAGUUCCUCCAUUCCAUCUCUGUAAUCAGCAAGUGACUUGAGCAAGAAAGACAGAAGUAGCUGGAUCCGAGUGGAGAGCUUUGCAGCAACUAUGUUUAUCUGAUUGGUUUCUAUGAUUUGUUCUUCCUUCAGCAUGUAGUUUUUAAAAUUUACUAAGUACUGACUUUGGGCUAAUCACAUUGUUAGGUAUUAGCCAUUUAAACUCAUGAACCUAUUGGGUCUCUAUAGUUUAUGAA
Pistacia vera is the source of this 2317-nucleotide messenger RNA. Its product is annotated as growth-regulating factor 1-like. The record is from RefSeq and is a predicted model, not a curated record. The coding region runs from base 301 to 2106 and encodes 601 amino acids. Gene Ontology annotation, biological process: developmental process; DNA-templated transcription; regulation of DNA-templated transcription. Gene Ontology annotation, molecular function: ATP binding. Gene Ontology annotation, cellular component: nucleus. Lineage: Eukaryota; Viridiplantae; Streptophyta; Magnoliopsida; Sapindales; Anacardiaceae. The transcript has 4 exons.